Messenger RNA from Cyphomyrmex costatus, 981 nucleotides. RefSeq lists its product as uncharacterized. Gene Ontology annotation, biological process: DNA integration. The record is from RefSeq and is a predicted model, not a curated record. The transcript has a single exon. Bases 1 to 981 code for a protein of 326 amino acids. Lineage: Eukaryota; Metazoa; Arthropoda; Insecta; Hymenoptera; Formicidae. Gene Ontology annotation, molecular function: nucleic acid binding.
AUGGGACAACUUCCCUCAGAACGCAUUACUCCCUCCCGUCCUUUUACGCACACCGGCAUUGAUUAUGCUGGUCCUUUUUUGAUAAAGACGUGGAAAGGUAAAAAUGCACGCACCUAUAAGUCCUACGUAGCAUUGUUCGUUUGCUUUGCUACCUCUGCAGUUCACUUGGAACUCGUUACUGAUUACUCUUCUGACGCCUUUAUCGCGGCAUACAAGAGAUUUGUAUCAAGACGCGGAAUCUGCACCACGUUAACUAGUGACUGUGGCACGACUCUCAAAGGCGCAGACUCAGAAUUAAGAAAGCUUUUCUCGCAAGCUUGUCAGGAAUCAUCCACCAUAGCUAUUCUGUUAGCCAAUAACGGUACACAGUGGCACUUUAAUCCCCCUUCCGCACCUCAUUUUGGAGGCAAGUGGGAGGCGGGAGUUAAGUCCAUGAAACAUCAUCUCGUACGUGUAGUCGGCAAUGCCACUUUCACUUAUGAAGAGAUGACCACUCUCUUAUCUCAAAUUGAGGCUGUUAUGAAUUCCCGGCCUUUGUGCCCUUUGACUGAAGAUCCUGAUGAUCUUAAUGUUUUGACACCAGGACACUUCCUUAUGGGAUGUGCUCCACUUACCGUUCCAGAGCCUUCUCUUGAAUUUACGAAUACUGCUAGGUUGUCACGAUGGCAGCUUAUUCAAAAGACGUUUGAGUCCUUUUGGACUAGAUGGUCACAGGAAUGCCUCCAAAGGUAUAACGCAUGUUACAAAUGGAAUCGAGUCUCUCCUUCUCUUCAAGUUGGAACUCUCGUUCUUGUCAUUGAUGAGCGUUACCCACCAGCUAAGUGGCCCUUGGGGCGGAUCAUUGCUACUCAUCCCGGGCAAGAUGGCCACACCAGAGUAGUCACGAUCAAAACUCAAACCUCAAUCUUAAAGCGGCCAGUUGUCAAGCUCUGCCCGUUACCUAUUAACCACGAAUCCCUAGCUGAUUGUUCAUUACCUUAG